Molecule: messenger RNA, 3529 nt
Organism: Tilletiopsis washingtonensis
Lineage: Eukaryota; Fungi; Basidiomycota; Exobasidiomycetes; Entylomatales
Product: putative ILS1-isoleucyl-tRNA synthetase
Exons: 5
Coding region: 231-3482 (1083 amino acids)
Biological process (GO): isoleucyl-tRNA aminoacylation
Molecular function (GO): tRNA binding; aminoacyl-tRNA deacylase activity; ATP binding
Source: RefSeq, a predicted model, not a curated record
GCUUCUCGCCGCCUCGGCUUCCUCCCACGCCUCCCACCUCCCUCUCUCCCUCACCCCGCUGCGUCUGAGUCUGCUUGACCACAUCGCAGGCCAACUGCAGCAAAUCGCCCUCCUCUCUCUGCCCGCCAGCUGUCGCGCAGAGCCGCCGCCGCCUGCCUGUCCGAGGCGCUCUCUUCUCCGCGCCUCCCGCACGGCACCCGCCGCUGCCCCCGCCCUUCACGUCGCCCGCCAUGAGUGGCCAGGACGCCUUCCCGGCGCAUGACCCGACGAGCCACUUCAAGUUCCCCGAGCAGGAGCAGGCCGUGCUGGAGCACUGGCGCCAGAUCGACGCCUUCAAGACGUCGCUCAAGCAGAGCGCGGGCAAGAAGCCCUUCACCUUCUUCGACGGCCCGCCCUUCGCCACGGGCCUGCCGCACUACGGCCACCUGCUCGCCGGCACGAUCAAGGACAUCGUCACGCGCCAUGCCCACGCCAGCGGCUUCCACGUCGAGCGGCGCUUCGGCUGGGACUGCCACGGCCUGCCCGUCGAGCACGAGAUUGACAAGAAGCUCGGCAUCACGGGCAAGGCCGACGUGAUGAAGAUGGGCAUUGCCGCGUACAACGCCGAGUGCCGCGCCAUUGUCAUGCGCUACCAGGGCGAGUGGAAGCAGACGGUCGAGCGCAUGGGCCGCUGGAUCGACUUUGACGGCGGCUACAAGACGCUCGACCGCACCUUCAUGGAGAGUGUGUGGUGGAUCUUCGGACAGCUCUUCCAGAAGGGCCUCGUGUAUCGCGGCAUGAAGGUCAUGCCCUACUCGAUGGGCUGCACCACGCCGCUCUCCAACUUCGAGGCCGGCCUCGACUACCGCGACGUCUCCGACCCGGCCAUCACCGUCUCCUUUCCGCUCGUCGACGACCCAAAGACGGCGCUGCUGGCGUGGACGACGACGCCGUGGACGCUGCCGUCGAACCUGGCGCUCUGUGUGCACCCCGACUUUGACUACAUCAAGGUGUACGACGAGGAGAAGCAGAUGAACUUCUGGCUCCUCGAAAAGCUCCUCACGACGCUGUACAAGGACCCCAAGAAGGCCAAGUUCAAGAAGGUCGGCAGCGCAAAGGGCAGCGAGAUGGUCGGCUGGAAGUUUGAGCCGCUGUUCCCGUUCUUCGUCGAGAAGUACAAGGACACGGCCUUCGUCGUCGUCUCGGACACGUACGUCACCGCCGAUGCGGGCACGGGCAUCGUGCAGCAGGCGCCGGCGUUCGGCGACGACGACUACCGCAUUGCCGUCAAGCACGGCAUCUGCACGCGCGAGAACCCGCCGCCGUGUCCGAUCGACGAGUCGGGCCGCUUCACGGCCGAGGUGCCCGACUAUGCCGGCGUCAACGUCAAGGAGGCCGACAAGCAGAUCCAGAAGGACAUCAAGGCGCUGGGGCGCAUGGUGGUGCAGAACACGCUCAUGCACUCGUAUCCCUACUGCUGGCGCUCCAAGACGCCACUCAUCUACCGCACCAUUCCGGCGUGGUUUGUGCGCGUCGAGGACAUCUGCGAGCGCCUGCAGAAGCACAAUGCCGGCACGCACUGGGUGCCCACGUGGGUCAAGGAGAGCCGCUUCGACCACUGGCUCGCCAAUGCGCGCGACUGGAACGUCAGCCGCAACCGCUACUGGGGCACGCCCAUUCCGCUCUGGGCCAGCGAGGACAUGGAGGAGGUCGUCUGCGUCAGCUCCGUCGAGGAGCUCGAGCGCCUCUCGGGGCGCACGGGCCUCACGGACCUGCAUCGCGAGAGCAUCGACGACAUUACCAUUCCCUCGCAGCAGGGCAAGGGCACGCUGCGGCGCAUCGAGGAGGUGUUCGACUGCUGGUUCGAGUCGGGCAGCAUGCCCUACGCGCAGGCGCACUACCCCUUCGAGAACAAGGACACGUUCGAGACGGGCUUCCCGGGCGACUUUGUCUGCGAGGGCAUCGACCAGACGCGCGGCUGGUUCUACACGCUCCUCAUCCUCGGCACGCAUCUCUUUGACCAGGCGCCGUGGAAGAAUCUCAUCGUCACCGGCCUCGUGCUCGCCGGCGACGGCAAGAAGAUGAGCAAGAGUGCGCGCAACUACCCCGACCCCACGCUCCUCUUUGACAAGUACGGCGCCGACGCCGUGCGCCUCUACCUCGUCAACUCGCCCGUCGUGCGCGGCGAGAAUCUGCGCUUCCGCGAGGAGGGCGUCAAGGAUGUGCUGGCCAUGGCCUUCUUGCCGUGGCUGAACAGCUUCCGCUUCUUCCUCGGCCAGGUGGCCAUGCUCAAGAAGAUGACGGGCAAGGAGUUUGCCUACGACGCCGCGGCGCCCAAGAGCGACAACGUCUUUGACCGCUGGCUGCUGGCGCGCUGUGCCAGUCUCAUCCAGUGGGUCGGCGACGAGAUGGCGGCGUACCGCCUGUACACCGUCAUGCCGCGGCUGCUCAGUCUCAUCGACGAGCUGACGAACUGGUACAUUCGCUUCAACCGGCAGCGCCUCAAGGGCGCCGGCGGCGAGGCCGACACGUAUGCGGCGCUCAACACGCUCUUCGAGACGCUCUACACGCUCUGCCGCACCAUGUCGAGCUUCACGCCCUUUCUGACGGAGAACAUCUACCAGGGCCUGCGGCCCUUCCUGCCCGCGCCGGCGGCAGACGACACGCAGGACUACCGCAGCGUGCACUUCCUGCCCUUCCCGGCAGUGAACCAGCAGUACCUCGACCCGGCGAUCCAGCGGCGCUUCGCCGCGCUGCAGACCGUCAUUGAGCUGACGCGCACGCUGCGCGAGCGCAACAACCUGCCGCUGCGCUCGCCGCUCAAGGAGCUCGUCGUCUACCAUGCCGACGGCGCCUUCCUCGAGGAUGCACAGUCGCUCUCGUCGUACAUCGAGGAGGAGCUCAACGUGCGCGAGGUGCGCUACACGAGCGACGAGGCCGCGUGCGGCGUGCGCUACAAGCUGCAGGCCGACUGGCCGGUGCUGGGACGCAAGCUGCGCAAGGACAUGCCCAAGGUCAAGGCUGGCCUGGAAAAGGUGAGCUCGGCAGAGUGCAAGCAGUACCUCGACCGCAAGACGAUCACCGUGGCGGGCGUCGAGCUCGUCGAGGGCGACCUCAGGGUGCUGCGCUACGUCGACCUCGAGGGCCGCGCGGGACAGUGGGACCACAACGGCGACGGCGCCGCCGUGGUACUGCUGGACAUCGAGGCGCGUCCCGAGCUCGUCUCGGAGUUCAACGCCCGCGAGCUCGUCAACCGCAUCCAGCGGCUGCGCAAGAAGGCCGGCCUGCAGCCGACCGACGACGUCGAUGCGUUCUACAGCUUCGAGCAGGGCCUCGGCGAGGCGCUGCAGCAGGCCUUUGCCGCGCAGCCAGAGGUGUUUGAGAAGGCCAUCCGCCGCGUGCCCAUGCCCGUCGCACAGCGGCCCGAGGGCGCCGCCAUCAUCAUGGAGGAGGAGCAGGAGAUUGGCGACGAGAAGUUCAGCCUCAGCCUCGUGCACGCAUAGAGCGUCUCCGGCCUUGCCCCGCCAAAAUGAUACACUAAUGUCUAGAG